AUCGAGAAAAAUAGAAGAAAGAAAAAGGAGGAGAGUAAAUUAGGCACGUUCAGGUGAGCAAGCAGAUAAGACAAACGAGCAGCCUCCAAUUCUUCCCCCAAAACUUCCCACGCGACAUACCCGCGCGUGUCGUUGCCUCUCCUUCACAAAAGUACGAUUACCGUUGAUUAACCCGCCAACGAAAGGUCAAGAAAAACACAGAGAUCCAAAUGGAAUAUUAUUUCUCUUUCUAAAUCAGCAAAACCCUCUCUCUCAAACCCAAAUGGCUCUAUUCACUUCCAUCUCCACAGCGCCAGUCAAGGUUUCCUUUCCAAUCCGACGCCGUUUCAAUCACAGUGACCGAUUCUUUACUAAACCCACCAUUGCUUCUUUGAGCUCUUCUUCGUCGUCCCCUGAAUCGAAAUCAAAAUCAAACCCGCCGAGAACCGAAACAGUAGUUUCCUCUGCUACUUCUUCGAAUCCUUUCGUUGAGAAACCUUCUAAGCCUCCCGAGUCGGGUUUCAACUACGCUUUGUCUAACCCAAAUGGCAACCCGGUCGUUCGGUUUGUCCGCUCCACUGAAUCUACCAUUGAAAGGACAAUUUUCGACUUUCGCUUUUUGGCACUACUGGCUAUUGGAGGUUCACUGGCUGGUUCGCUGUUGUGCUUUCUCAAUGGUUGCGUUUAUAUUGUAGAAGCAUAUAAAGUUUACUGGUCUAGCUGUGUUAAAGGGAUUCACACUGGACAGAUGGUUUUACGGCUUGUUGAAGCUAUUGAUGUUUAUCUUGCUGGAACUGUGAUGUUAAUAUUUGGCAUGGGCUUAUAUGGAUUAUUUAUCAGUAAUGUUCCUCCUGAUGUGCCUCCCAGUGUUGAUAGAGCCCUAAAAGGUUCUUCAUUGUUUGGAAUGUUUGCUAUGAAGGAGAGGCCAAAAUGGAUGAAAAUUAGCUCAUUGGAUGAACUGAAGACAAAGGUGGGUCAUGUAAUUGUGAUGAUUCUUCUGGUGAAGAUGUUUGAGAGGAGCAAGAUGGUGACCAUAGCUUCUGGGUUGGAUCUGCUAAGUUAUUCUAUAUGUAUUUUCUUAUCAUCUGCUUCUUUGUAUAUCCUUCAUCAUCUGCACAAGUCAGACGAUGGGCACCAGUCGGUUUAGAGAUGUUAUAUAUAUAUAGCAUAUAUAAACAAUGUAAUGUUUAAUGUUAAUAUGCUAUUGAUUUGUACAUGUUUCAACAACCAUCUUUAUACUAUAAGGUUGGCUAGAUUGAUUAUUCA
Ziziphus jujuba (common jujube) is the source of this 1245-nucleotide messenger RNA. RefSeq lists its product as uncharacterized. The coding region runs from base 263 to 1126 and encodes 287 amino acids. NCBI's taxonomy places the organism in Eukaryota, Viridiplantae, Streptophyta, Magnoliopsida, Rosales, Rhamnaceae. The record is from RefSeq and is a predicted model, not a curated record. The transcript is spliced from 5 exons.